Molecule: messenger RNA, 1911 nt
Organism: Penicillium pulvis
Lineage: Eukaryota; Fungi; Ascomycota; Eurotiomycetes; Eurotiales; Aspergillaceae
Product: alpha-L-arabinofuranosidase A
Exons: 8
Coding region: 1-1911 (636 amino acids)
Biological process (GO): L-arabinose metabolic process
Molecular function (GO): alpha-L-arabinofuranosidase activity
Source: RefSeq, a predicted model, not a curated record
AUGUUGCGUGAAUAUCUGCUGCUGCCGUUGCUGGCCUCUUUUACCGCAGCUUAUACGAUCUCAGUUGCAAAAUCUGGUGGCAAUGUCACUACAAGCACCCAGUAUGGUGUCAUGGAAGAGGAAAUUAACCACGGUGGUGAAGGAGGCCUAUAUGCAGAGCUGAUUCGCAACCGCGCCUUCCAAGGGAGUUCGCUCUACCCGUCAAACCUAGAUGCCUGGUCCACUGUUGGUGAAUCGACAAUGGCCCUCCAGAAUCUAAGCAAGCCACUUUCUUCCGCUCUUCCUACCUCUGUCAAAGUAUCAGGAAAGGGCACAAUUGGUCUAAAGAAUGAGGGGUGGUGGGGAAUUGACGUGCGGUCUCAGAAGUAUUCCGGAUCGUUUUAUGUCAAGGGUUCCUACAAGGGCUCUUUCACCGCAUCACUUGAGUCCAAUAUUACCGGAAAGACACUGGCUAGUGUUGAGGUGACUUCUAAGAGUGUUGCCAACGAAUGGGUGCAGCACGAGUUUACACUUACCCCGAAGUCCAAAGCUGCCAAUGUCAAUAACACAUUCUCGCUGACGUUUGACGCCUCGAAAGCCACUGGUGGCUCCCUGGAUUUCAACUUGAUCAGCCUGUUCCCACCAACAUGGAAUAACCGUCCCAAUGGCUUGCGAACUGAUCUAAUGCAGGCCAUGAGUGAUAUGGGACCGACAUUCCUUCGGUUCCCAGGUGGAAACAAUCUCGAAGGCGAGACGAUUGACACCCGCUGGAAGUGGAACGAGACCCUUGGCCCACUCAAAGACCGCCCUGGCCGUCCUACUACCUGGGGCUACGAAGAGACAGGCGGAAUGGGACUUAUUGAGUACAUGCAGUGGUGUGAUGAUCUCGGCAUGGAGCCUAUUCUGGCUGUUUGGAGUGGCCUCGCCCUGAAUGAGGACAUUGUCUCCGAGGAAGACAUUGGAAUCUACGUCGAAGAUGCCCUUAAUGAGAUUGAGUUCCUCACCGGCUCUGUCGAUACCGAGUAUGGUGCUCUUCGAGCGAAAUACGGAUACCCUGACCCGUGGACCAUCAAUUUUGUCGAGGUCGGUAAUGAAGACAACCUCAAUAACGGCCUGGAUUCCUACAUUGCAUACCGAUUCGCUGCUUUCUACGAUGCCAUCACAGAGAAAUACCCCAGCAUCCAGGUUCUUGCAUCGACCAUUGAUAUGACACUUCCUGGCUCUGCCGGUGGUGAUUUCCAUCUGUAUGACGUUCCGGAUAACUUUGUUGCAGCCUUCAACCAGUUUGAUCAGUAUACCGACGCGCAUCGCAUCCUCCUAGGUGAGAUUGCCGCUACUGAGUACAACAAUGGCGUUGGUAUUGACUGGUCUGAUUACCAUUUCUCACUUUACCCCUGGUGGAUUGGCUCGGUUGCCGAAGCUGUUUUCUUCUUGGGCGCAGAGCGGAACGCAGACAAAAUCAUCGGAACGACAUAUGCACCUUACUUCAUGAACAUUAACUCCUAUGAGUGGAGUCCGACCAUGUACUCUUUCGAUGCUGAUCCAGAUAGCACCGCUCGUUCUACGAGCUGGCAUGUGUAUAGUUUGUUCAACCACAACCAUAUAACCAACACUCUGCCCACAACAUCCGCCGAUGCCUACGGUCCGCUCUACUGGGUUGCUGGCUUGAACAACAAGACCAACUCGCAUAUCUGGAAGGGAGCUGUAUACAACAGUACCGAGACUGUCCCGGUUUCAUUGACCUUCGAGGGUGUUGCAAAGGGAACAAAGGCUGACCUGACUAUCUUGACCGCUCCUGAUGCUUUCUCAAUGAAUGGUGUCGGAGAGGCUAACCUUGUGAACUCCAAGACCACAACCAUCAAGGCAGGCAAGAGCGGAGUUUUCAGCUUCAGUCUGCCUAACCUUAGUGUUGCGGUGCUUACUACCAACUGA